CCUAACCCUAUCAUCUAGAAGCCUCUUGCUCCCUAGAUAUCCCUCCCUCUCCACAUCAUCAUCGGAGAUCCAAUCACACUGCAGCAAGGAAACACUCAAACCCCUUCUUAACCUGAAAGCAACAGCACGCUGUAUAACAAUCAGGGGGGUUACUCUGUAAGGCGUUACGAAUAGCAAUGCGUUGCGAAAGUGAAUUGCGUUGCGAAGGGAAAUCGGUACUCUGUAACACUUUCGCAUUGUAAACAGUGUUGCACUGUUUUCACGUUGACAAAUUUCUAGUAUAGUUGACAUUACAGACCGAAACGAAGGAGAAUGAAAACAAAAUCAAUAACAGAAAAGUGAAGAAGUGUAGAAAAAUGACAGAGAAACAUAAAACUAAAUUUGAAGAGUUUUAUAAAUAUAUAUAAGUAAUUUUAAAUAAAAAAAAAAUGUGAAUAUGGAUUGCGUUGUGUUGUGGGAGGAAACGAACGAACGAAAUGAACGAGUGGAGCGGAAAAUGAUUAGAGACAAGUCCAAUGUGAUGAGUCUUAGUGAAAAAAGGCAAGUUUGAAUGAUAAAGUGUAAUGCAAUUUUUUAAACUUGUUUGUGCUUUUACUCGUAAAUAGUUUCGUGCAAAACUUUCGCCUAAGUAAGGAAUCAUUCAAAUAUGUGUUGGACAGCAUAAGUAGUGAGCUAAAAACUCCACGCAGGUCGACAGGAAUACCCGAAAUUGUGAAAUUAGCGGCCACUUUAAAAUUUUUGGCGCAGGGAGGGUAUCAAUAGCAAAUUGGACAAGAUCACCACACAGGACUAGCUCAACAAACUGUUUCCCGUUGUGUGUUUGAAGUUUGCAAAGCGAUUGAGAAAGUGCUGUGUCCAAAAGACAUAACUUUUACAAUGACUUCAGAGGAGAAAAAUGAAGCGAAACGAGCCUUUUACUCAGUGUCUGGAAUUCCAGGAGUAAUUGGAGUGGUGGAUGGUACUCACAUCCAAAUGAUACGACCGGCAGUAAAUGAACAUUUAUAUUUUAAUAGGAAAUUAAAACAUAGUAUAAACGCUAUGGUGAUAUGUGAUCAUAAGAUGAUGAUCAAAGCCGUUAACGGUCGAUUUGCUGGGGCGUGUCAUGAUUCACAUGUGUGGAAUUUGUCAAGCGAGCGCCCAUAUUUACAAACCAACUAUGUGAAUGGAGAAAUAGGAAUUCGCAUUCUAGGCGAUUCUGGUUAUCUGCUUGAGCCAUGGCUUUUAACUCCAUAUAGAAAUGCUGCUGAAAACUCUGCUGAAAGUUACUACAACUACAAAUUUUCAAAAGCCAGAUCCCUUAUCGAACGAGUAUUUGGAGUAUUAAAAGCGCGGUUCCGAUGCCUUUUAGCUGCUAGAGAACUGCAUUAUGCCCCAGAAAAAGUGGUGAAAAUUUUAAACGUAUGUUGUGCACUUCAUAAUAUUUGCACUCUUUUUAAUGUGGAAUCACCUGUAAAUAUAGCAGUAGAAGUUGAAGAAGUCGAUACUAGUUAUACUGAAACCAUAGGAAAUGCGAAUGAAACCAAUAUUGCUAAACGUUUAAGAGAUCAAAUAAAAAACAGUAUGAUUAGUUUAUAAACAUAUAACACUAUUCAAUAAAGUAAACUUUUUAAUUUUUCAUAUUUUCACAUUUAUUUGAUUAAAAUCCACAUUAAUGAUAUAAAGCUUUAGUCUCUUGUACAUGUGUAUAAAUACUAUAUC
Bactrocera tryoni is the source of this 1698-nucleotide messenger RNA. Its product is annotated as putative nuclease HARBI1. The record is from RefSeq and is a predicted model, not a curated record. NCBI's taxonomy places the organism in Eukaryota, Metazoa, Arthropoda, Insecta, Diptera, Tephritidae. Bases 877 to 1575 code for a protein of 232 amino acids. The transcript is spliced from 3 exons.